AUGGCUGUAACAACUUCGACUUGUGGCCAUCCCUUGCCCUUAAGCCUUUCUCCCUGUUCCCUCCUCUUUUUCUCGCUUCGUUUUCCGCACCCUCAGGCUCUAAUUUUCCCCCUCUGCCCUCUCAUAUCUGCUCUCUCUCUUCUCCGCACGCCCUCUCCAUUGUCCUCUGCAGCAGCUCACAUGAUGAAGGCAGCGCGUGGCGACGACUCAGUGAAAAGCAUCAUGACUCACCGUAGCCUGCUGAGAAGCACGAAGCUGAAAGGAGCGUUUGGGGAAGGCACAGAGGCGGAGACAGCGAGCAGGAAGGCCAAUGCACGGAUUGCGCAAGAGACCACCACCACCACAGGCAGCACCGGUAGCAUUGGAAGCACCACCGGCAGCACCAGUGCCACCUGCAAGACCGUGCAAAACCCUGGCUCUGGCGUGUUGCCGGUGCCUUACUGCGCGUGCCCUAAAGGCUAUGGCCUGACGGCCACCGGCUGUGUCAAGGGUGAGACUCCUCUCUCUCUCUCCUCACUCGCCCCACUCUCUUCUCACUCGCCCUGCUGUCUCCUCUCCACACUCCCAUUCGUGUAUUGCCCCACUACCCCACUAUCCCCUCUCCCCACCAUCGCCUCUCUCCCCACUCUUCCGUCUCCCACUCUUCCGUCUCCCACUCUUCCGUCUCCCACUCUUCCGUCUCCCACUCUUCCGUCUCCCACUCUUCCGUCUCCCACUCUUCCGUCUCCCACUCUUCCGUCUCCCACUCUUCCGUCUCCCACUCUUCCGUCUCCCACUCUUCCGUCUCCCACUCUUCCGUCUCCCACUCUUCCGUCUCCCACUCUUCCGUCUCCCACUCUUCCGUCUCCCACUCUUCCGUCUCCCACUCUUCCGUCUCCCACUCUUCCGUCUCCCACUCUUCCGUCUCCCACUCUUCCGUCUCCCACUCUUCCGUCUCCCACUCUUCCGUCUCCCACUCUUCCGUCUCCCACUCUCCCCACUCCCACUCUCCCCACUCCCACUCUCCCCACUCCCACUCUUCCGUCUCCCACUCUUCCGUCUCCCACUCUUCCGUCUCCCACUCUUCCGUCUCCCACUCUCCUGUCUCCCACUCUCCCCACUCCCACUCUCCCCACUCCCACUCUUCCGUCUUCCACUCUCCCGUCUCCCACUCUUCCGUCUCCCACUCUCCUGUCUCCCACUCUCCCCACUCCCACUCUCCCCACUCCCACUCUUCCGUCUUCCACUCUCCCGUCUCCCACUCUCCCCACUCCCACUCUCCCGUCUCCCACUCUCCCGUCUCCCACUCUCCCGUCUCCCACUCUUCCGUCUCCCACUCUCCCCACUCCCACUCUCCCCACUCCCACUCUCCUCACUCCCACUCUCCUCACUCCCACUCUCCCCACUCCCACUCUCCCCACUCCCACUCUCCCACUCCCCCUCUCCACUCUCCCACCCCCCCCUCUCCCCUCUCCCACUCUCCCCUUCCCCACUCUCCCCUUCCCCACUCCCCCCUCUCCCCACUCCCCACUCUCCCCACCCACCCCACUCUGUCCUUCACCUUUCUCUCUCUGUCAAGUUGGCUGA
Closterium sp. Naga37s-1 is the source of this 1566-nucleotide messenger RNA. The record is from the annotation of a GenBank genome assembly. Lineage: Eukaryota; Viridiplantae; Streptophyta; Zygnematophyceae; Desmidiales; Closteriaceae.